GUCGUGCAUAUGACAGGACUCCAGUCUUCUGAAUCAUGUAGACUGACAUCAAGGUAGAGACAACAAGAAUUAAAUUUGUAUAUUUCUUGACUGCCCUCUAUCUUUCGGAUUUCAAUUUGUAUAAAUAUUUCUUGAGUGCCCUCUUUCGGCGUCCUCGCCUGGAAAAAAGGCCGGCUCAUAUUAGAGCCACCCAUCAAAGGCAACAACAUGCCAACCCGUGAUGGAACCCUCAUGUGGGGUUGUCCCACCGGAUUGGGGUGCCAGCACUUUAAAAACAUCGGCGAAGCAACCCGAUUCUUCCAUGACGACAUGUGCUUUUUUCCAAGACCUGUGGAGCCACAAAUGUUCGUCACGAAGAAGGUGGACACGGAUUACGUACUCCAAGAAGGCGAACGACUAAUAGUCACUUUCGACGAAAUGGAGUUGGGAUUUGCACAGGUGCCGCUAGUAUUGGAUGUUGUAUUUGCACUCCCCUAGGUACGUACAGGUACCGCUAUUGUACUGAGUGCAGGUACCGCUAUUUCCUUGAUGCACAGGUCCCGCUAUUGUACUGAGUGCCGAUGUAUUUACACUGACCUCACCAUACCAUCUUCCAUCACGAUAUCGUGCAAUCAACGAUCCCGUUUUGAUCUCAACCAGGACAUCUAGUACUACUACAGAUACAAAUGAACGACUACAAUCACCUAAUACAACUACACUACAAUUAUUACCAUCAACCUAAGGCUGUCUGCACUGAACUUUGUGCGAGAUCAAUUGUAUUUUAUUGUAGUAAAUUCUUACAGAUGCAAUCAACGAUGCAAGAAGUAUCGGAUUUGGAGGUGCUAGUGGAGAGAGUAAGACGCGAUUGGCGGCAAGCAGAGGAAAAGGCCUAUGAUUUCUACCAAGAGGUGCAAACUCUGAAGAAAACCGCCACCUCAGCACAACUUAAAACGGAACUCGCUGCUUAUGGAAUAGGAAUGUUGUCUUGAAUUUAAAGCUACAAUACUACAUAAUUCUGUAGAUCUGUUCCAAUUUCGAUUAAUUCUGGAACAGAUCUACACGUUCUUCACGUUCUUCACCACCACCAAGAGAUUCUGUUUAGUGUAGAGUAGAGUACUUUCGCCUGCACUCGAUUCUGUUUAAUAGUGUAGAAUAGAGUAUCUAAACUGACACUGUCGUUCUUCAUCACGUUUUUAGUGUAGAAUGUGACUCAGGAACAGGAAACUACAUGGAUGAGGAAAAUCAUGCAAGUUCCUUCCACACUUCUCUAAUGUGCAGCACAAAAGAAGAUCCGCCAUAUGGAGGUAUACUUCUUCGCCAACGUGAAACCGCUUCAUGAUCCUGUUUUAAUGAUAGGAAGGUGUCAAUUAUGGUAACGAGUCACCUUCUUGUUUACAUCAGAAACUUAAGUUUACACAUCAGAAGAAUCCACCUGCAUGAUGUGAAUAUUACUUAACAUUAUGCAGGAGCGUCCUCAAUGGUACUGAAUUAGUACAUCACUACGGCUACCUAAGCAUUGUCGCUUUUUUCAACUGACCAACCUACCACCCCAGAAAGUAAACUCCGAACUAACGGAGUAUUUCGAAGACCGGGGACGGCGAAUCCAAGACGACUACCAAAGACACCAGGUAUUUUGAUAAGAUGAAAUUGGAUUUUUUCUAGAAAUGUCAUACUUAGAAGAUAUUUAUGAUAAUCCAGAACUUCAACUUCAUUCGGUGCUCAAUCAUUCGGUGCUUUGAUGUGAACAAAGAGAUCAAUGGCCCUACCCGGGUCAUCAGUAAUUACUGUGGAAGCCGGUUUUGUUCCCCGCCCUACUCCAGGCAUUCUCGUGCUUUUUUUCGAAUGAAAAUCCCCGGAUCUAAAUAAACCCGUCCCGUUGCCGCGAGUACGAACAGAAAAGAUAGUUGAGAACCGAGGCAUUAGUCUACUUUCGCCCAUUUUCGUACGCACGAACUACCCCGAACGUCCCCAACUGGAACAGGCCACGAUAGAGGACGUUCCCUACUUCGAAUUUUCACCCCUUUUUUGUUCCCUGUUGAGAUAUGUAAGAGUAAGUAUUACUUAAGCGGUGAGAACUUUCCCAUUUUCGUCUUUUUGGUAAACCAAGCGUCUUCAAAGGCGAUUAACCCAAAAAACACUUCGUCCUCCUUGGGGCGCUCCGCCGGACUGUCUUUCUACACCUCGUGUGAAGGAGAUAGAAAGGCAACCUAUCCUAUCCUAUCCUAUAACUUCUAAUUUUUCUCCUCGUCUAAGUGAGUCUAUCGAUAAAAAUUUAUUCUAAUAUUAUAAUCAGGCGCGCGCGUUACAGUUUUUACACUUUAAAAAGAUGAAAAAGUAUAGCUUAAUAAUAUAUUAUAGUGCAAUUAUAUCAGUUAAAUACACCGCUUAAAAUAAUCCUCGUGGUCUAUCGAUGGUCUUGUUCUUUUUUACUUCAAUCAGGCGAUGAAACAAGAGUUUGACCAUCUCAAGCGAAUAAUUCCAGCCCUUCAGAAAGUAGAAGAUACGACAACCCCUUUGCCGAAGAGUUUCUAUAACGAUGGUGCAGACGACGCGGGAGACGCAGGUGGCUUCAGGCCACCAGAGAGAUUACGGCUAACUUCGAUCUUGUUGUAUAACUGUGUUUCACUUCGAUCUUCGCAAUCGAUCUCUUCCACCUGGCUGCUCUAAUCAACGGUCCGGUUGCGUCAAGAGACGACGUAACUGGAGGAACGGAGGGAAACUCACCUGUGAGACGUAGUAGUGCAGCAUUAAACUUCGGAACUCCACUGGGAAGCCCGAAAAAGACUGUUCCAGUGACUCCGAGUACGCCUCCACUGCCAGAUGAGGGCAGUUCCUCCUCAUCUUCUGCUGCGCCAAACCCAGUGCCGAUGAUAUCAGCACCAUCUUCAUCGUCCUCACAAAACGACAGUAGUAAGGCUGCAGAAGCUAGUGGUAAAUCAACAGGGGCAGUGCCGUUAAUCAAGCCGCCAGCAGUCACAAUCAAUGCACCAGUCACAAUUGCUCCACCAGCGGGAAAGAAGAAAGGAAAGAAUUAUGGCGAGGUUGAUCUAAUAAAAUACGAAGUAAUUGAUCGUUUAUAACCUGCUGUUGGAGUCAGCACGUCUACCAGGUGAACGAUGAAGCGAGGUUUGUCAUCAAAGUAACUAAUCUUUUCGGACCUACUGAAUUCAUCUACCUGGAAAUGACCCCCAGCAAGAGCCAAUUGGUGAUCCAAGCACGCUGACUAUGUCACUUCUUCUCCUUCUAAGACAAAAAGAAAGGCAGCAAGGACUCUGGCACGAGUUCUGUGGUUCCACCUUUGGGGAACCUCAGCGUGAAUUUACAGCAGCUACCAGGUGGAGCAGGAGGCGCAGAGAGUGUUAAGAUUUGUUGUUGUUGUGAUAGCAUUCUUUCAAAAUACUAAUUUACUUUUCAUUGGUGCAACAAAAUUUUACAGUAGAACGUAGUCCACUCUCUAAUCGCAGUGGCGAAGGUACGCCAUCAUCUGGUCAGGAGACGGACUCAACGCCUCCACUCACCCCAUCCUCCGUUGCCAGCAGUCAAGGAGUGCCUGAGGUACUUAGACAUAGCUUAUCAGAGUUCUUUGUGGGUACUGCAUACUAGAUGACCAACAUAAUUUACAGUAUUCUUUUUCAUCUAGACUUUGAGAUGAUAGCACAGGGUUGUACAACUAGUCCCAUAUAAUAACUUACUGAUCUGACCAUCAUAUUCAAAUAUUUUUCAUCUCCACAUCACAACCUUCCACAGAGCGCUAAACCUAAGAAGCUAGUGCGACCGGCUAUUGUGCCAGCGUUCAAGGUAGAGCUGCCAAAGAGAACGUCUCAAAAUGACGAACCUGGUCCAGAUCCACGACGUAGGAGUGGUGUAUGAAAGAAAGUCAGAGCACGAUAUUACGGGCAGAGCCUAAGUCGAAGUAGGAAAUCAAGUUUAUCUCGCAUCUAAGUAUUUCCAUCGUAACAACGCAUCUUCGCUCAAUCGAAAUUAAAACGCGUCUGUGGUUAUCAGGCUAUCAAGGACAUGUACUCGAGUAAAACGGCAACAAGGAGUUGUAACAACGAAGAUGGAUGUUCUAGGUAAUUCUCUUUGGCGCCAUAAUCAGACACACCUGGAAAAUUCUUGAUACCAAAGAAUGAACUCGUAAAGCAAAGUACUAUUAGCAAUCAUUUUCUCUUUUGUAUUUUUUGCAACAGCAUGGCUUCAUUCGCAGACUACAAAUCAACACAUGAUAGAAAAAGAUUGAAUCUAAGCAAUGACCGAGUGCUGGGUGUGAUGAAUCACGCAUUACACGCAAUGACUCCUUUUUGUCAGUAAUGAUCAGCGACGCUAGGGAUGCAUUGUCGUUGCGGAGAGCGCGACCAUGAGAG
Amoebophrya sp. A25 is the source of this 4343-nucleotide messenger RNA. NCBI's taxonomy places the organism in Eukaryota, Dinophyceae, Syndiniales, Amoebophryaceae. The record is from the annotation of a GenBank genome assembly.